GAGCUGCCGAUACAAAGGCCUGGCUGGAGAGAAAUCCCGAGCCACCUGUGACAUCAAGAUCAAGAUCACCAUUAACACAAAUAUUCGUAGGCUCGUUAUCCCCAUGUAAACAAACACGUGCUGCAGCUGUGUGUCCUUUAUCAUGGCCUGACAAAAUACUGCAAAAGAAGGCCACCACCACCAUUAUAUGAACAACAACACCAAUAGCAGCAGCAAUAGCAAGAACACCGAUAGUCAGAGCCCAGCACCAUGAAGAUCAAGCGGCACAAGAAGGCGCAAAAGAUCCUCGCCUUCUUCCAGCACAACUUCGCCGUCCAGCCGCCCUUCACCCUCCUGCUCGACGGGACCUUCUGCCGCGCCGCCCUGGAGGGCAAAGUGCUGAUCAAGGAGCAAGUCCCCAAAUACCUCGGGUCUCAAACCAAGAUCGUCACCACACAAUGCAUCAUUCUGGAGGUGGAGAAACUCAGCAAGAUUAGUCCUAAUCUGUAUGGCGCGUGGAUGGUGGUGAAGCAGUUUGCAGUUCAUCGGUGUGGGCACGAGGGGGACCCCAUACCUGCUUCCUCCUGCGCCAAGUCCCUCCUCAGCUCAAACAACCCAGGAAAGUACAUAAUGGCCACUCAAGACCCAGAACUUCGAGCACACAUCCACCAAGAGGUAGCGGGCACGCCUAUCCUGUACCUCCACCAGAGUGCCCCAACAUUAGAGAAGCCAUCGGAGAGGUGUCUGGCUGUGGCUCAGGGCUUGGGCAGGACACUCUCGACACAUGAGGAGACGACACUCAAGACUCUGAAGCGCAAGCUUCUCAGGGAACCAGUGCAGGAACCUCCAAGGAAGAAGAAGAAGACCAAGAACCCUCACUCACUGUCCUGCAAGAAGAGCAAAAAGGUGAAGCAGGUCCCACAGAAGGCUCCGGAGGCAAAGAAGAAACGAAAACGACACAAAAGGAAAGGAGCAUCAGCCAAGGUUGUCACGCAGUGAAGUGGUAUGCUAUAUAUAUAGAAGUAAAGUAUAUUUGAAAACCUCAUCAUC
Messenger RNA from Eriocheir sinensis (Chinese mitten crab), 1029 nucleotides. Its product is annotated as rRNA-processing protein UTP23 homolog. Gene Ontology annotation, molecular function: small ribosomal subunit rRNA binding. Gene Ontology annotation, cellular component: nucleolus; small-subunit processome. The transcript is spliced from 5 exons. The coding region runs from base 250 to 978 and encodes 242 amino acids. Lineage: Eukaryota; Metazoa; Arthropoda; Malacostraca; Decapoda; Varunidae. The record is from RefSeq and is a predicted model, not a curated record.